Trypanosoma theileri is the source of this 1065-nucleotide messenger RNA. Its product is annotated as putative GDP-mannose 4,6 dehydratase. Lineage: Eukaryota; Euglenozoa; Kinetoplastea; Trypanosomatida; Trypanosomatidae. Gene Ontology annotation, molecular function: GDP-mannose 4,6-dehydratase activity. Gene Ontology annotation, biological process: GDP-mannose metabolic process. The transcript has a single exon. Bases 1 to 1065 code for a protein of 354 amino acids. The record is from RefSeq and is a predicted model, not a curated record.
AUGGCGUCUGAAGCCAAACGUCGCGUUGCUAUUAUCACCGGUAUCACUGGCCAGGACGGCUCCUAUCUCGCUGAGCUUCUGCUGGAGAAGGGCUACGAUGUGCACGGUGUUAUUCGCCGCUCCUCCUCCUUCAACACGAAGCGCAUUGACCAUAUUUAUCGCAACGAGCACCUCAAGCUGCACUACGGCGAUAUGACUGACGGGACGGUGUUGCACCACCUCAUCGCACAGCUGCGCCCAGACGAGGUGUACAACCUCGCCGCCCAAUCACACGUGAAGGUCUCCUUCGACACACCCGAGUACACGGGGCAGACAGACGCCAUUGGUGCUCUGAAGAUCCUUGACGCCAUCCGUGCGAAUGGCUUGGAGAAGACGUGUCGCUUCUACCAGGCAAGCACAAGCGAGUUGUACGGAAAGGUGCAGGAGGUGCCGCAGUCAGAGAAGACACCCUUCUAUCCACGCAGCCCAUACGCCGUGGCGAAACUCUACGCCUUCUGGAUUACAGUGAACUACCGUGAGUCGUACGGUAUGUUCGCGUGCAAUGGUAUUCUGUUCAACCACGAGUCCCCCCGACGUGGCGCAACAUUUGUGACGAAGAAGAUUGUGCGUGCGGCUGUGCGCAUUAAGAAGGGUCUGCAGAAGGAAUUGCUGCUCGGUAAUGUGAACGCCCUGCGUGAUUGGGGACACGCAAGGGACUACGUGUAUGGCAUGUGGUUGAUGCUGCAGGCGGAGCAGCCGGACGACUGGGUGUUAGCAACAGGCGAGCAGCACAGCGUGAAGGAGUUCUGCAACGUGACAUUCGGCAGGCUGGGCUACGAACUGGAGUGGACCGGCAGCGGCCUUGACGAGAUCGCAUACAACAAGGCGGACCCCAAUCGUGUGCCGCUCAUCCGCGUUGACCCGCGGUACUUCCGCCCGGCUGAGGUGGAGACGCUGCUCGGCAACCCCGCCAAGGCAGAGCGUGAUCUCGGAUGGAAGGCCAAGUGCACCUUCGAGGAGCUCGUGGACGACAUGGUAAAGGAGGAAAUACGCGAGAUUGAGACUGGCGAGGAUUCCUGGCGGUAG